Durio zibethinus is the source of this 2253-nucleotide messenger RNA. Lineage: Eukaryota; Viridiplantae; Streptophyta; Magnoliopsida; Malvales; Malvaceae. The record is from RefSeq and is a predicted model, not a curated record.
UAUUACAUAAAUAAACGGAAUUAAGUUUCAGAUUUAUUCUACUGAGUGAAUUUUUUUGUUGUUGCCAACAAGCUUCAGAUUCAGUCUACUCUACCCUUUUUUUGUUUUUGUCUUGUUGGCAUGGGGACGUGUUUGGCUGUACCCCUCUCUACUGCUUUGCCACGUUUUCCCUAGUCAAGAAGAAUAAUACAAAAAGGGGGAAAAGUUGUUAGGUUGCUGGGUUUCUAAGAAGCUGAGAAGAUUCUGCAAGGUGUAAAGGAAGAGGUUGGCUAUCCCAACAAGAAACUAGUUCUUGCAAGCUUCAGUCGAAGAAGUAAUUGACGCUCCAAAGUGCCCAUAUAAGACUUCUGGUCCAAAUCUAAUUCGUUGUGUCCCAAAAAGCCCAUAGAAUUUGGUAUAAAACUUCCAAGAACCCUACUGUCGUUCUCCACAAAGACAUGGGUAUAGUUGACGCAUCCCAAACUAUAACACCGUCUCUCAAGCAAGUUUAAUACACGAUCCAAUCACAUGCUGACCAAGUGCUUAAUUUGCCUGCCUUUCCUAUCAGUUGCGCUUGGCAUUCCCCGUUUAACUUGUUUGCUCAUAGUUUCCACUUUUUCAUCAUCUCAUCUCAGAGUCUCGGACUUAGAGAAGACCCAAAAUUCACCAAGAAACAAUUCCAAAAGCCCAAAAUAACUGAAAACCAAAAUAGAACAGACAGAGGAAAACCAAACGAGAGAAUCAGGCAACUUCAAAUUGAAGAAAGACAUGGAGCAAGAACAAGAAGCACCACCCACUUCUCCAACAUCAUCGUACACGCUAUUUCUAAAAAUUAUGAGCAAAAGGAGAACAUGGGUAUUUCUCUUUGUGCUAGUUUAUGCCAUCCUUUUAGCUUCUUCGUGGAAUUCCCUUAAAUCAAUACUUUCUUGGUACAAAUGUCAAGCCCAACCAUCUUCUGCUUCUUCUGGCUGGCCUGCCCUCUAUGCAUCUGUUCUUCUUGGUGUCGUUUUUGGGCUGCUUUCUAUGAUUGCAGCUCUGGCUGUGGCUGUGCCAGCAACUUUGGUUACCUGGAUAACUGUUGUGGUUUUGCUUUCUUUCUUUGGCAAACCAAAGAGGACCUUGGUGCUUGAAGGAAGGAAGAUUACAAGAGAGAUCGCUGGCUUUGUGUUCAAGAUUUUGUUGAAGGAAGGGAAUCUUGUAGCUGCUGUUUGUGCCGUUUUAGGGUACUUUGCACUUGUCAGGAAGAAUUCUGUGUUCGGUACAUGCAACAAACCUAAUUGUUCGACCAUCUAUUUACAAAACCUUCGCCUGCGGUACGUGUGCAUUAAUCAUAACUGUAUAAGAUGUUUAUUUCCACUCAUCAACAUUGAUGUUAAAGAUGGCUGAAAGCAAUUCCUCUGAGUUAUCGCCCUCGUGGCUUCCAAACAUGUACAACAUCAAAUAAAAGGGAUGGUAAGAAAUGCAAGGCAGAAUGUAGCAGUUGUCUGAGCAACAGUGGAAAAAAGAUUGAUGCAAGCAUGACAAGAAAAAUCAACCACAUGAAAAGGACAACACUGGCAAGUAAACUUGCUCACCACCAAAUGUAAACCAUUUCAUGAAUUAUGAACAUCAUUGUAAGUGCAACUCCUAGUAGAGGUAAUGCCAAUUUAGGAGCAAGGAACACCAAACCAAGAUCAAUUAACUGUGCCCAAAUGAGUGUAACUGCAUCAAUGAUGGAGCUAUACAUCGCUACUGUGUUGCAGAUGACAAACAGAUGGAACAUCCUUUCCACCUUCAUCAGUACUAGAUUUGUUGUCACCUCCAGGGAUUGUGAAACCAGCUGAAAAUGCCACUGUGGCAAUUAGUGUUUAGAGUAGUAAUGCUACAUUGACAUUCUCCUUGUAACUUUCGUAUUUGGAACACCCUCCUUCAAAUGAAAUUUGUCCUCUGUUUCUUAAGGGUGUUGGCUGAGAGCGUUGGGCACAGUUUAGUCUUGAGUCUACCGUGAUGAGUUUGAUCAAUGCAGCUGCUAAAAAAACAGAAUUGACAGCAGGAGAAUUGACAACAGAGGUAAAAUUGGCUGAUGCAGCUCAUAACGCAGCAAAGGUUGAGGAAGGAUGCCUGCAUGUUAACAAGCUGAAGGAGGUAGAUUCUGAAAAAAGUGAGUGAAGACGAAAAGGCUGGCAGAAGAGCAGUAGCUGAUCUAUGAGGCAAUUUGAUUGGAUCCAUGAAUUCAGUAAUAUUAGACGUGAUGUAUUGUAAAUAUAUAAGAGCCGCUUGUAACGAAAUUAGAAU